This is a messenger RNA of Stegodyphus dumicola, 994 nucleotides long. RefSeq names its product putative exonuclease GOR. Gene Ontology annotation, cellular component: nucleus. The record is from RefSeq and is a predicted model, not a curated record. Lineage: Eukaryota; Metazoa; Arthropoda; Arachnida; Araneae; Eresidae. Gene Ontology annotation, molecular function: exonuclease activity; nucleic acid binding.
AUGGAUUACACUGAAGAUUCAUCAAGACAUGUCCCAGCUGAAAAGAAAGGAGCGUCCAGCAGUAAAGGGAGGACUACAUGUGUUUACAUUCCUUUACAACUCUUCCGUAUAUUAAGGACACACAGAACUGAUGUAUAUUCUGAGUUCCUGCCUUACGUUCUCACUGAUGAACAGCUACACAAGCAUGGAUUUCCUGUUGAUUCUCCUAAUCAUCUUGGACGAACAACUAUGUAUCGAGAAAAUAGAGCAACAGAUCCAACGCAACGUUGCUGCAUGCGUUGCAGAGACACUUUCUACAUAUUGGAUGAUGGAACUUACCAUUCGGAAACGUUAUGCCGUUUCCAUACUAAAAAACUGACGGCUGGAACAUAUGACUGCUGCUACGGCAAUUCUAUGUCUGAGGGAUGUACGUGGCAUUUCCAUGUUACAGCGGAACGAUCUCCCAGAGACGUGGAGUUUGUUAAAACACGAGAAAAGCAAGAGCUAAAUCGAAACCAGUCCCGCACAGUGUAUGCCCUAGAUUGUGAAAUGUGCUAUACCACGAGAGGCCUAGAAGUUGCGAAAAUAGGAAUAGUGGGCAUGGAUGGCCUACCAGUGUACGAAUCCUUUGUUUUACCAGAACAUCCGAUAUUGGAUUACAACACUGUAUACAGUGGGAUAACAGCCAAUGACCUGAGAGGUGUAUCAACUACAUUAGCUGAUGUGGAAACAUUUCUGUUAAAAUUGCUAAAUAAGAACAGCAUCCUUGUGGGUCAUGGCCUCGAGAAUGAUUUGAAGAUUCAGCUACGGUUGCAAAUUUUCUCAGAGAGCUAUCCUCAAAUCAAACAAUAGGAGAAGAAACCAGCAAAGUUUUAUAAAAUCCAAAUACAAGAAUAUGGAUGACACUGAAAAUCCCUCUACAAUUGGAAAACGUAUCAGAGAACUACUUUAAAAUCUGAGAAGUAGAAAAGAAUCCAGCGGAAUUUAAAAAAAAAAAAAAAAAAAAAAAAAAAAA